Clunio marinus is the source of this 2099-nucleotide messenger RNA. Lineage: Eukaryota; Metazoa; Arthropoda; Insecta; Diptera; Chironomidae. The record is from the annotation of a GenBank genome assembly.
GUAUUCUUAACAAAAGAAAAAACUUGAGCGCAUAAAUUUAUAGAAGCUAACAAUUGUUAAGACCUUAUUCAACUAAAAAAAUUAUCAGUAUUCGAAAUGGCUAAAGCUAAAGCUCAAAAGGCAAAAACAGAAGUGAAAGAAGUUGUAUCAGAGCCAAAAGUAGAAUCUUCAAAAGAACCGGCACCAGCAAAAAUUCGCCGUACAAAUAUAAUCGAAAUUCCGAUUCCAUCAUUGUCUCAACAAAGUGGAAAUUUAUUAGUUUGUGGUCAAAAUGAUGUUGGACAAUUGGGUCUCAAUACAGACGAUGUCAUGGAGAAAACUCGUCCUUCUUUAGUGUCUGAAUUAAGCAACAUUUCUGACGUCAAAGCUGGCGGUAUGCAUAGUCUCGUUCUGACAAAAGGCGGCGAAAUUUGGUCAUUUGGAUGCAAUGAUGAAGGCGCUUUAGGCAGAGACACAGAAGAGGAAGGUUCAGAAACAAAACCUAAAAAGAUUGAAUUACCAGGAAAAGCCGUUAAAAUUUCCGCAGGUGAUUCACAUUCGGCUUGUUUACUUGAUGAUGGACGUGUCUAUGCCUGGGGAGCUUUUCGAGAUUCACAUGGUUCGAUGGGCUUAACGACAGAAGGAAACAAGAAAUCUCCUGUUCAUGUUGUUCCAGAAGUUGUUGCUGUCGACAUUGCAUCGGGCAAUGAUCAUCUUGUCAUUUUAACAAAAAAUGGCCAUGUUUAUACAAUUGGAUGUGGUGAACAAGGACAAUUGGGUCGUGUUUCACCUCGAACCUUAACUGGCGAAUCACGUCGUGGUAAGACAACUCUUCUCAAUCCAGGCUGCAUUCCAAAGAAAGCAGGAAAGUUCAUAGCAAAUGCCAUUUGGGCCACUCCAUUUUGCACAUUUUUGCGUGAGAACAAAAGCAAUAAUGUUUAUGGAUUCGGAUUAAACAAUUACUGUCAAUUGGGAGUGAAGAAAGGUGGAAAGGAAUUUGAACACUUUCCACUGAUGACGAAGUUUUCAGAUGUUAAAGCACUUGCUGGAGGUCAACAUCACACAAUCAUUUUAACUAACGAUAACAAAGUUUAUGCAAUUGGACGAAAAGAUUACGGGCGUCUUGGACUUGGAUCUGUUGAAAGCGAUAUUAAAGAACUUGCACAUGUUAAAGGUUUGACGGACAUUCAUCAGAUCACAUGCGGCGAAGCAAGUUCAUUCGCAAUCACAAAUAAUGGAAAAGUUUAUGUUUGGGGAAUGGGAUCGAGUUCACAAUUAGGAACUGGAGAUGAAGACGAUGUUGAGUCACCAAAACUUCUUGCAAGUGCUCAAGUCAAAGAUAAAAACAUUUUGUCAGUCAGCAGUGGAGGACAACAUUCACUGUUCCUUGUUGAAGCUCCUGGAUCAACAGCAGCUAAAUCGGUAGCUAUCAAAGAAACAGUUCCAGUAAAUGCUCAAAAUGAAGAUCCACCCAUCACUACCAUACCUGAACCUGUUAAAGCACCAAGAGGAAACAGCAAAGAAAAAAAGGAAUCAGCAAAAGUUGUUAAAGCAGGAAAUAAGAAAAAAGCAUUAUCGGUCGUCAAAGAUAAAGAAUCAACAACAGAUGUCAAUGGAAACUCGGAAAAAGAUGAACCAAUGGAUGUUGACGUUGCUGUGACUAAAGUAGCUAGAAAACGAAAAGCAAUUCACCAAUAAUUAGCUCAAUUCAAAUCUUUUCUUUCAUCUUUGAACCUUUUCUUCUAAUUCAUAUUUAAGUAUCUGAUGAAUUUAAAAACCAAAACUUGUUAAAUUUUUCUAUUUCCUUAAACUCAUAAACAUUUAAUUGUCAUAGGAAUCCUUUUAAGCUAAAGGAUUCGCUCUUAAAAACAAUUAACAUUAACAAGACUCUAAAUUGUCUUUAUUUCAAUUUUUCGAUGACCUUCCUCCACGUGUAUAAAACGAAAUUGUUUAGUUAUGGUGUGCCAUAAUUUCUUAAAUAUCUGAAUACGAUGGAGAAUUUAUUGAAUUUUUGUUUUCAUUUCUUAAUUUUUUCUUUCUAUUAAAAAUGUUAGUUUUACUUUUAAGUUACUUUGAUAUCAAUAAAAACAUUUUUGUUCUCUUUUGUGGUAAAGAAUAAA